GAUUUCCGAUUAUAACAUAAAAAAUCGAAAAAUCGAUUAUUAUAUCCCUCAUAUUCUCUCAUGUAUUUAUUUUUUUCUGCAACACGAACGAACAAUUGAUGUGGAAAAUUAAAGUUUGAACUAUUUCUUACCGAUCUCCAAGACAGCAGGCAAGGAAGAAGACUAGUAGCAAUACGGUAAAAGCAAAGCAAUGUCGUCCCGUGUUCUAAAGAAAUUGCAAGGUGGCGAUGAGCUAAAACCUAAUGCUGACGAAGAAGAUGUUGAUAAUCUAUUGAGUAGUGGCGGCGAAGAUGAUCCAGAUUUGCAAACAGGCAAAGGAAAAACCAAUUUUUUCGAUUUGCUGAAUCAACAAAGUCUAUCGGAAAGUGAAGUGAAAGAAGACGACAAUGAGACCGAACAUGCUUCGGCGGCCACUAAUCUGGAAGCCGGACCGGCCGCUUCCAAAAAGAAAAAGAAGAAGCGCAAGAAGAAGUCCAAAUAUACGGGAAAUCAUAUAAGCAGCGAGGACAAUGAGCUCACCGACAAAUACAUCAGUGAUAUUGAUCCUUUGCUAAAUAAAGUGUCUGUUGCUACAACACAAAAUCCCAAAUUGGAAACGCCAAGGAUCGAAAUAGACAAAUCCCUAUUGGCAGUUGAAUUGAAAAAUCUUAAUCCCCAAAAUGAAAUGAGGCGUACGUUUGGCAAACGGGUGGUGAAAAUAGAAAACAAACGUGGCCGUCAAAAGUUGACUUUGAAAUCCACCUAUAUGGUGACAGCCAAAGAAUCCUGGCCUCCUGUGACCAAGAAUAUCAUUUCAAUGCGUCCAGCCCAAGUGCCAGAUAACGUUACCACCUCCAGUAGUCAGUUAUCACAUGGAGGAGCUAAAAUACAAUGGUUUGCUUUUGAGCACAGCCAAUACUAUCAAAGUGUGCAAAACUUAUUUUUGACCGCAUUGGAGAGAACCGAUUCGGAUUUCUUAAUAAAUCUUAUCAGGCGAUGCCCCUAUCAUGUGGACUCUUUAAUACAAUUGAGUGAAUUAUGCAAAAUGACUGAGGAUUUUUCAUUGGCCGCUGAACUCAUCGAAAGGGCCGUUUUGGUUUUAGAAUCAUCACUGCAUCCCAGUUUUAGUUUGACCAAUGGCAAUUGUCGCCUUGACUACAGGCGCCAAGAGAAUCGCUCGCUCUUUGUGGUGCUUUUCAAACAUGCCCAGUAUUUAGAGGCUCGUGCCUGUUGCCGUACCGCAUUCGAGAUUUCUAAAUUGAUAUUAAGCCUCAAUCCUGAUGUGGAUCCAUUGGCUAUGGUCUUGAUUAUAGACUAUUAUGCCAUACGUAGCAAACAACAAACUUGGCUAGUGAAAUUCUAUGAUGAAUAUAAUACUGUGCGUAAUCUAUCACAAUUGCCCAAUAUGGCAUAUUCGUAUGCAUUGGCUUUGUUCUUGAUGCAGGGUGAAAACGAAAAUGCCGAUAAAGCCUUGCAGUAUGCAUUGCUUAUGUUCCCGGGUGUGCUGAAGCCGUUGCUGGAUGAAUUAUCGGUUCAAACGGACAAAAGAGUUAUGGGCAAUUCUUACUUUAAUUCAGAAGUUUCAGGAAGUCAAUCACCUGCUCUUCAUCAAUUGGUUUCAUUGUAUAUUUGUCGCGCCAAGGUCAUUUGGCGUCAAAAUAACAUUCUGCCUUGGUUGGAACGCAAUGUCAAUGUAGCAUUGGAUCGCAUCGAAAGCAAGGAUGAGGUCAUACAAGAAUACAGCCAAAAGAGAGCUGCACGGUAUGUGCAACCACCAAGGCCAAUACUAAGGCAUGUUAUACUCUCCGAUUACAAGGAGAAGGUACCCUUGGCACCAUUUGUGGCAAAGGAGAAAGAAGCCAUAAUGAUGUAUGAUCCAUUGCCCCCACUUGAUUCUGUUAAUUUCUAUGAGAGAAAAUCAUCAUCCAGUAGCCCCACCACCGCCAAUAACCGCUCAGUGUCCAUGUUUUUCCAAUCACUAUUGCCGUCAUUUAAUCUACAAAAUGCCACCGCCGCCAAUGCUGCAAAUGCAGGCGAUCAACAGCAACAACAACAGCAGCAGCAGCAACAAGUUGUUGCUAAUGUUGAGCAAGCUGCCGCAAGAUUAGCCGCUCAAGUGCCCGCCGGAGCCAAUGAUGAAGUAGCAGAAGUUGAUCGUCAUUUGCAGGCCUUAAAUAUGAAUUUGGACAAUGCCGCGGGGGAAGGUGGAGCUGUUUUGAGACAAUCAUUUACCGAUAUUGUCCAUGCCAUGCGUGAAUUCAUUCAAAGUGUGCGUAGUGCAACCGAAAAUCUUCAACCAGGUGAAAAUGAUGAGAACGAUACUACCGAGGAAGAUACCACUGAUUAUUAUGAUUAAGAGCAAUGCCAUUGGCGGCAGUAAACUUUAUAUCACUCUGCCCUCCUUCAAAUAUAGUAAACGUGAACAUUUGAAACAUACCACGUUUACGGCUUUUAUGUCUAUUAUCAGAAUCAACGGAAAUCAAGGUCUUUAAAAGACUUACUUUUUUUAGAUAUAAUGAAUUUAUAUAUACAUAUAUCUAGUACUACCAACCUUUCCCCUCCUUGUUACUUCUUUUUCAUCCAACAAAUUUCUAUAUACGAAAAGAACAAAAGAAGAACCAAUUUAGUCAAAACCAAACAAAAACAAAAAAAAAAAACGAACACAAAUUAUCCUCAAAUGCAAACAACUUAAGUGUAGAACAAACUUAAAACAAAAAAUUUUUACUAAUUGCAAUCAAGCAUCAACAUAUUGAACAAGUUUGGAGAAAAUUUUCUAUUUUAAAUAGUUAAUUAAAAAACAACAAAAACAACAAGUAGAGAUCUUUAUAUAUACAUAUUAUUACUUAAAAUUGAAAUCUUUGUUAACUUUUAAUAAAAAAAAAAAAAAAGAGAUAAAUUUAUGGAAUAUUUUUUAAGAUUACAUACGCUUGUCUCCACAAAAAAAAACACACACAUACAAAAACCAUAAUGAAAUUCAAGAAGUUCAUUUGUAAAUUUUGCUCCUUAUUUUUCCCCUUUUUUGGUACUUUAGAAAUGAAAAUACUUAACAUGUUAUAAUCAUAAACCACAUGUAUUUGGUGUAUCUAAAGACAAUUUAAAUAAAAGAACUCAUAUGUACGCUUAAAGAAA
This is a messenger RNA of Stomoxys calcitrans (stable fly), 3108 nucleotides long. It is a transcript of the gene Nulp1, whose product is annotated as ribosome quality control complex subunit TCF25. Gene Ontology annotation, cellular component: RQC complex. Bases 191 to 2335 code for a protein of 714 amino acids. The transcript is spliced from 10 exons. Lineage: Eukaryota; Metazoa; Arthropoda; Insecta; Diptera; Muscidae. The record is from RefSeq and is a predicted model, not a curated record.